GGUUCUAUAUAUUCAGUGAAAUGCUUCCCGAUAUGAGUAUCAACCUCUCUCUCCCAUUCCAUCUGCUUCUGAAAGAGUUGAAGCUCCACAAGAAAUGGAGGAACAGAAAAAUGAGAGGAUCCUCAAACUAACCCAUGUUCUUGUUCUCACUUACCCAGUACAAGGUCACAUAAACCCGAUGGUCGAGUUCUCGAAACGCUUAGCCUCUAAGGGUCUCAACGUUGCCUUCAUAGUCCCUAUCUCCGAACCUUCCAAGUCCCUCCAUUCGAUAAACCACGCAACGAGUUCGAUCAAGAUUGAGCAGAUAUCUGACGGGUUCGAGGGCGUGGACACCGACGAGCUGAGCCUGGAUGUCUACUUCGAACUUUUCAAAGUUUCGGUCAUAAAGAGCCUGACCAAUUUCAUCGAACAACAUCAAUCUUCUCAAGAUAAUCCAGCAAAAGUUCUUGUGUAUGACUCGGUCAUGCCUUGGGCUCUUGACUUAGCGAUACAACACGGCAUGCACGGAGCUUCGUUCUUCACUCAGUCUUGCGUGGUUAGCGCCAUUUACUGGGUUCACCGAGGAACGGUAAAGCUUCCUCUGGAAGAUUCACAAGGACAAGGGCAUGUUUCUGUUCCUCCAGUCAUGUCAAAUCUGAGUUUGAACGAUCUUCCUUCAUUCGUGGCCGAUGUUGAUGCAUAUCCUGCGCUUGUGAAACUCGUGCUGGACCAGUUCUCCAACGUGAUGAGAGCAAAGUGGCUCUUGUUUAAUACCUUCACUGAGCUCGAGCUCGAGGUGAUAAAGUGGAUGGGGAGUCAAUGGCCAGCGCUCACUGUAGGACCAACGAUCCCAUCUAUGUACUUGGACAAGAGAAUCGGAGACGACAAAGAUUACGGGCUCAGCCUCUUCAAACCCAACGAUGCCGAGACAUGCAUCAAGUGGCUCGACUCGAAGGACGCCGACUCAGUCGUUUACAUAUCAUUUGGAAGCUUGGCUUCCCUUGGAGAAGAGCAAAUGGAGGAAAUAGCAAUCGGACUCAAGAGAAUGAAGAGCAACUUCCUGUGGGUGGUGAGAGAGUCUGAAGAGAAGAAGCUCCCUUGCAAUUUCAUGCAAGAUAUGGAGUUACUAGAUGAUAAGGGUUUGGUGGUGAAGUGGUGCAAUCAACUCCAAGUGCUGAGCCACGGGUCGGUGGGUUGCUUCAUGACUCACUGCGGGUGGAACUCGACUAUGGAAGGGGUGAGCUUGGGUGUCCCGAUGGUGGUGAUGCCUCAGUGGACGGACCAGCCAACAAAUGCGGCGUUCAUCGCGGAGGUGUGGAAGGUCGGUCUUAGGGUCAAGGCAAACGAGAAAGGGAUUGUGACCGGCGAAGAAAUUGAAAGUUGCGUAAACGAGGUCAUGCGUGGAGAGAGAGGGAAAGAGAUCAAAGAAAAUUCGUUGAAGUGGAGAGAGAGGGCGAGAAUCGCUAUGAAAGAAGGUGGGAGCUCUGAGAACAACAUCAGAGAUUUCACGAAAAACAUAAUUGAGAUGUAUAAGUAGAAGUGCUUCAUUCAUGAUUAAUUAGGUAUCAUUUGCAAAUGGAAUUCACUCCAGUUCAUAUAUAAAUAAAGAUGAUUGCUUUAGUAAUGAUAA
Messenger RNA from Syzygium oleosum, 1609 nucleotides. RefSeq names its product UDP-glycosyltransferase 74E2-like. The record is from RefSeq and is a predicted model, not a curated record. Gene Ontology annotation, molecular function: UDP-glycosyltransferase activity. NCBI's taxonomy places the organism in Eukaryota, Viridiplantae, Streptophyta, Magnoliopsida, Myrtales, Myrtaceae. Bases 95 to 1516 code for a protein of 473 amino acids. The transcript is spliced from 2 exons.